Messenger RNA from Grammomys surdaster, 1284 nucleotides. RefSeq names its product uromodulin-like. The transcript has 8 exons. NCBI's taxonomy places the organism in Eukaryota, Metazoa, Chordata, Mammalia, Rodentia, Muridae. The annotation marks the transcript as partial. The record is from RefSeq and is a predicted model, not a curated record.
GUACCCCCAACCCCAGAGACAAACCUCACAAUGACAAGCAUGCCACCUGACACACACCACAGCACAGUCACACAGACACAUUCCCAGGCAGCACAGACGGGCUCAAAUGUGGGCUCGGGUACAACCCAAUCAUCUGACCACUCUACAGCCCCUGUUCCUAGCGCCGCAGAGACAACCAAAUCUUCCGAUAUGAUUGGGACCCAUAAAGCAUUCCCCAACUCUAAUCAGAGCAGUGGUCAGGGAGGUGGUACCUGUGCUUUGGAUGAAUAUGCAGGCAGUACCGGAGGUUGUGUGUGCAAUGACAGCUACUAUUCCCACUUGAAACUAUCCGGAGAGAUAGCGACCCUGCGCUGCAGGCCACAGGACAUUGAGGUGUCUCUCAGGAGCUGCUUCCUGAAGACUCAACGCUGGGUCCUGAAGCAAGAUACCUUCAAGAAGUGUUUCAGUAUCAAUAAGACAGAAGAGGGUCAUCGGGUCCAGGUCUUUCAGUUGGAGAAGAAGGAGGGAACAUGUGGACUCCACAUCUCUACCAACAGCAGCCAUGCCCUGCACUCUUUGGAUGUGCACCUUGAACAGGCUCUCCCCGGCUCCAACAACACUGGCUCCAGAGUGCUGCGCUUUAGCUGUGCCUAUCCACUGGUCGUGAACAUCAGCAAGCCUGUCUCCUACCCGGGGGUCUCCAUUCCCUCCAUCCAUGUUCCAAAUACCGGCGAGACUGUCAUCACCCUGAGCAUCUUCACAGACUCGAAACUCUCCACUCCACUUGAGAACAGUACAGCUCCUGUCGGCAUGCCUCUCUACGUGGUCCUCAAGUCCACUGACAGUGAUCCUGACCGGUUUGCCCUGGUGGCUAAUGAGAUCUUUGCAAGUACCAACCUCUCCAACACAGAGGCUAAGGCCACUUAUCAUUUUGUGAAGGAGAGCUGCCCAGUCCGCGGCCGGAUGCUCCAGGACUUGAGCAACGGGGCCUCCAUAUACGUGAUACUGGCCUUCACUGUCUCACGAUUCUUGAAUAGUGACACGCUCUACUUACACGCCCAAGUGACCCUCUGUGACAAGCGAGUGGGACACCCAUGCCAACCGUCUUGUAGUGGGAAGAAUCCCCUGAGGAGAAAAUCACCCUGGGACGCUCGAGCUGAGACCCACGUGGAGCCUAGUGGUGGCAAGUGGAUCGUGUUUGGACCUCUCCGAAUAAGUGAGUCCAGAGCCUCCGGCAGCAGGAACUCAGCAGGAGCCUGGAAAUCCAUCUUUCUCCUGAUCAUGAUUGGCUGGAUGCUGGAAUAA